GUGGGCGUGGUCUGAGAUGAAGUUUGCGCACACCUGGCCGUGAGCAGGCAGAAGAAAGUACGGGUUAAACGUCACACUUCUAGAUUCAGUUCCGUCUUUAGGUUCAGGUUUGGGGUUUUUGUUUUAAGUCACAGUGGCACACGAGAGAGAGAGAGAGAGAGAGAGAGAGAGAGAGAGACAGAGAGCGCUAUGGGACACUUUUGUCGGUGGUUGUUAGCGGUGUGGUGUGUACAGGUGUGUAGUUCCGGUACAGCGCAGGUCUCCGCGUUUAGUACGGCUUACAUUAACGUGUCUUACGUUACCCCCGAAAUUAACCGGACGAUAUGGCGGCGCGAGGAGAUGGGGCUGUACGGUAUCGAGUCACCGACGUACCCCGUGACUGGGACCGUGUACCUGGCCGAUCCGAUUCACGCAUGCGCCAACGAUACAAGGUUCGCGCGGCCUUCAGUCUCCGCGCCUUGGAUAGCGCUCGUGCAGCGGGGCAACGGCUGCACGUUCUCGUCUAAGAUCAACGCGGCUGCGCGCAGCGGAGCAUCAGCAGCUGUUAUCUUCAAUGACUAUGGCACCGACAACCGAGUCAUCCAGAUGUCACAUCCAGGAAAAACAAUGGACAAUAUUUUCCUACAUAUAGUUCAGACCGAGUGAAAACCGAAAUGAAAU
Messenger RNA from Hemibagrus wyckioides, 660 nucleotides. Its product is annotated as E3 ubiquitin-protein ligase RNF128-like. The coding region runs from base 190 to 645 and encodes 151 amino acids. NCBI's taxonomy places the organism in Eukaryota, Metazoa, Chordata, Actinopteri, Siluriformes, Bagridae. The transcript is spliced from 2 exons. The record is from RefSeq and is a predicted model, not a curated record.